Diatraea saccharalis (sugarcane borer) is the source of this 1095-nucleotide messenger RNA. Lineage: Eukaryota; Metazoa; Arthropoda; Insecta; Lepidoptera; Crambidae. The record is from the annotation of a GenBank genome assembly.
AUGAAUUUCGCACCAUUCACGGGGCACAUUCCGAGCGCCGCGUCCAUGCCGACGAUACACCAAUUCGCCGCUAAGUUCGGUUAUGAAGGCAACGGCAGUGGUUCGAGUGUGGUACAAGAGACGCGAUAUCAAGGUGGCGGCGUGCAAUUCGCUGUGCCGGCCGGCGGCUCUGUCACCGUGGACGGUGUUAAAUUUCGCCAAGCAGAAAGUGUGGUCGUCGUCAGUAGCGCUCAGCCGGGCGUCGCACUGGCUGGAAUAGCGCCUAUACAUACAGCAGUGAACAGCGGUGUGAAGUACCAGACCAUAUCGGCCUCAUCAUCCGUAAAUCUUGGUAACAUCGCGUAUGGGGGUGGGCAAACCAGCUACGUGCAGGAAACAGUGCAGCAACUGAAAGCCGAGCAGAGAGACAAGCGCGAGUACCGGGACGAGCUUCAUCACGAUCUGAUGGCUACCAUGAUGCAGCAACAAGUGUCGCAAGCUGGUCCACUGCAGCAAGGCACGCAGCAACUGCUGGUUGUACUGCAUGAGCCGAAGGAGGCAGCAGCCCUGGCCAGGGCUAUCAAGCAGGAGACACGCGCCGACCGCGCUGCCCUCGCCGCCCUCCCCGCACCCGCUGAGUUCAUUAGUAUCGGCGACGUGACAGACAGUGCUACGUGGCAAACUUUGGGAGGGGGCGUGGCAGAUUACCUGUCAGCUUUGCCGCUGCCGCUGCAUCACCUGCUCAAGUACUCGACCGACGGCAAACGUGACGACCAACCAACUAUAGUGACCGUCACUAACGCGCUGCCAUCUAUGCCUACUAUUGCUACGCAAAUGCCAUCUAACGCGGUAAACAGUGUUGUGGUUCAGACGGCGACUAUAGUGAAUCAGACAGUGAACACAAACGCCCAGACUCAAUCAAACGUAGCUGCAACACCGAAGAAGAAGAAAAAAAAGAAAAACGCCAAAGAGAAGAAACCACGUCCUAAACCGGGCGAGAUCCGGCUUACAACAGCACUAGGUAAUAAUAGACUACAGGCCCAUGUUGAAAAAGUUAUGGGUCAUUUGAACCACCAGGUGACCUGUCUAGAACGAUAUAAGAGCAUAAAAAAAUAA